CAGAGUAGAAAAUCUAUGAAGUCCUCUUGGUGACCACAAAAACAGAGUUCAGUUUAUUUCCUCUAGCUAUCAGAAAAUGAAUACCCAGUAUUUUACUUUUCCUUAUGUGUUAAUAACUUUGCUAUUGUUACCCCUAGCAUCAUCAAAGAACUCAUAUAACCCAAAACAGAUUCCAGCUAUUUAUGUUUUUGGUGAUUCCCUUGUUGAUAGUGGCAACAACAACUAUCUACCACUCAAUUCAAAUGCAAAAUUUCUUCCUUAUGGUAUAGACUUUGGUGGCAAACCAACUGGUCGAUACACUAAUGGAAAAACAGUAGUUGAUUACUUGGCUAUACAUCUAGGACUACCCUUUGCCCCUCCCUAUUUGGGUCUUUCGAAGAAUCAAAGAAACAAAAUCACCACAGGAAUAAAUUUUGCAUCUGCUGGAUCUGGCAUUCUUCCGGAAACAAACAAUAAAACUUUGACUCUUGACAAACAGAUAAAGUUAUUCAGAAGGGUAAUUAAGAAUAAUUUGCCAUAUAUUUUUAAUGAACAAGAUGAAUUAAAGAGGCAUUUAUCUGAAUCCUUGUUUAUUGUCUCUACUGGGGUUAAUGACAACUUCCAUAAUGGAACCUUUUGUGGCUCUAGUAAUUUUGCUUCUUAUUUGCUCAAAGAAUUUUCCCUACGCUUGCAGAAAAUUUACAGCCUAGGAGCUAGAAAGUUUUUUGUGAUUAACAUUCCAGCAGCAGGGUGCUUUCCAAUGAUAGCUGCCAAAUCAAAACCAAGAGGAAAAUGUAAUAUGAAGAUAAACAGGGCAAUUUUCUCUUACAACAAUGGUUUAACUAAUGUUCUCCGAAAGCUGCAGUCUCAGCUUAUUGACUUUACCUUUAUGCAUUCAGAUCUCUACCAGUUCCUUUUGGAUCUUAGGGAAACCGGUUACAAAUAUGGGAUAGUAGAAACAUGGAAACCUUGCUGCCCAAAUGAUAUAUAUGGUGAUCUCAAAUGCUAUCCUUAUAACGUUACUUGUCCAAACAGAAACACUCAUCUAUUCUUUGAUGUCCAUCCAUCUCAAAUUGCGAACCAAAUAUAUGCAAGACGUUGCUUCAUUGACAAGACAAUAUGCAAGACAUGGAGCUUCAAAAUACUUUAGUAUCCUAUUAUAGUCCUCUAAUUUUGUCCAACUUAUUAAAAAUAAUUUAAAAAGUAAUAAUAUCUAUUUUUAUUAUAAUA
This is a messenger RNA of Cicer arietinum (chickpea), 1209 nucleotides long. Its product is annotated as GDSL esterase/lipase At2g03980-like. Lineage: Eukaryota; Viridiplantae; Streptophyta; Magnoliopsida; Fabales; Fabaceae. The record is from RefSeq and is a predicted model, not a curated record. Gene Ontology annotation, molecular function: hydrolase activity, acting on ester bonds.